Molecule: messenger RNA, 2373 nt
Organism: Penaeus monodon (black tiger shrimp)
Lineage: Eukaryota; Metazoa; Arthropoda; Malacostraca; Decapoda; Penaeidae
Product: 3-oxo-5-alpha-steroid 4-dehydrogenase 1-like
Biological process (GO): steroid biosynthetic process
Molecular function (GO): 3-oxo-5-alpha-steroid 4-dehydrogenase activity
Source: RefSeq, a predicted model, not a curated record
AUGCGCUCUGAGAACACCCCCAUCCUCUCAAGCAGACGAUGCUCGCCGCCUGCUGCCCUGCCCGCCACCGCUCCCGCCUUUCACUCGGGCCCUGAAAAUCCCAUCACUUCCACAAAAAAAAAAAAAAAAAAAUGGCCUUCACGCCAGAAGUUGCUGAUAAAGCGGUACGUCUACCCGAUCUUCUUCGCUUCCAACCAAGAGGAACUGAUUCACCGCAUGUGCUGUGGCACCGUCAUCUAUGCCCUCCUGACGCUGCUGCUGCCCACCCCCGCCCCUUAUGGACGCUACGGCAGCAGCAAAUUCGGCUUCGGGGUCCCCGUGCGGUGGGCAUGGCUCCUGCAGGAAUGCCCCUCCUUCGUCGUGCCCUUCGUCCUGGCGCUGUAUGGCAGGAAGACCGCCUUCAAGGGGGUCGUCAAUCAGUUCUGCCUGGGGCUCUUCAUCAUGCAUUAUUUCCAGAGAUCCUUCAUCUUCCCCUUGUUGAUGAAGAGUAGAAAACCAACACCGUUCUUGCCGUUCUUCUUCGCCUUUUUGACGUGCCUUUAUAAUGGAAUCCUCCACGGGCUUUAUUUUGUUAACUUCUAUCACUACAAGAAUGAAGUGUGGCUUUACAGACCCAAUUUCUAUAUUGGUGUUAUUAUUUUCCUGUACGGUAUGAAGGUUAACAUGGGUGGAGACACGGCUUUGCGGAAUCUUCGAAGUGGAAGUGAGACAGGUUACAAAGUCCCAACAGGUGGUUGGUUUGAAAAAAUCUCCUGUCCAAAUUACUUUGGUGAAAUCGUGGAGAUGUGGGGUUAUGCAAUAGCCAGCCUUGCGCCCCCCGCUAUUGCUCAUGCCUUCUUCACCACAGUCUUUCUUUCGAGGAGAGCACUUCAACACCACGAAUGGUACUUAAAGAAAUUUGAAGACUACCCCAAGGAACGCAAAGCAGUUAUACCAUACCUUCUGUAAAAUUAUCUAACAUUUUCUAACAUCUUUCCCAUUACAUAUAUCAUUAAAAUACCAAUAUAUGUAAAUAUAAGACAUUGUUUUAUAUAUUUUGAUCAUUAUUACUGCAGUUUUAUAUAUAAAUAAAUGAUAUUGCUCAAUCAUUUUACUUCAAGGAGAUUCUCAUAAUAACAAAAGUAAUAGCUUUGAAAAAUCUAUGUUUUAUGAAAUUGCAAACCAUUCCAUUCAUACCACUUAGAAGAGGCAAUAGUGUCAGAAAUCAUUUUGAGCCUACAGAUGCAUUUCUUUUUUGCAAACUUACUAUCUAGUAAUGAUUUGAUGUAUAGAUUAUGUAGGCUUAACCCUAAAAUGUAACAAUCAUAAGAUUUUAGCCUUUUUAUAUAAUGAAAAAAAGAACAAUGGUGACACGAACAGUGAUUUUAUGAUUAUCAAGUUUAUUUGUAUAUCUGUGGUCAAAGGAUGCAAUAUCCCCAAUACUCAAAAUUUUACAAACUGUAGAUAUAUUCUGUAAACUUAAUCAAUAUGCUCCAAAGGGUAAUAUAAUGCUUAAUGCAUAAUAUAAUGUCUGUGUCAGUUUUACAUAAUAUUUUGGAUUUUUUUAUACAAACUACAAAUAGUCACAAGUACAAUUUAUCAGAAUGUUUAGUGAAGAUGAUAUUUUGGAGUUAUUGAUUCAGUGUUUAUAAGUUAAGCUUUGAUUCUGUUAGAAAGGUCAUCAAAAGGAUAUUAAAAGUCAUCAAAAACUGAUAUGAUUAGGAUCAAAUUCUCUUGUAAGAGAUGAGUGUAAAUUGUAAGAAAUCCUGUGCACUUAUUGUCUGCUGGAUGUUAUAAAAUAUCAAUUUGUAUAUGUUUUAGUGUGUGUUUGUACUAUGUGUGUGUAUGUGUGUGUGUGUGUGUUUGGGAUGUGAGCAUACAUGUGUGUGUGCAUGAACAUGAGUGUGGGAGUGCUACCACAGUUGUGUAAUUUUCUGGACCUGCAUGUGUCUUGUGUGUGUCUUAUGCAUGCAUGUGUUUGUAUUACUGUUAUAGGCCUAUUGAUGUUACACAUUAACAAAUUGCAAUGCAACCUAUAAAAUGCAAACACUUAAUUUAAACCAAGUAGAAUACCUCAGGCAAGAAAUGUACAAUGCACAGUGAUAUCAAAUGUUAUAUUAAAAUUUAUUCAGAGAUAAUAUACAUAUACAUAGUAAGUGCCACUGAAAGUGGCUAUUACCUAUUAUAUAUUAGUUGUUGAUAUUUAAUACAAGAAAAAAAAGAUCAUAUAUUAUGUCUCAAUUUUACUUUUAAUGUCCCCUUAUUGCCAAUUUCCCUUCAGGAUUGAAAAUACCCUAUUACCAAGAUUCCUAUUAUAUUUUGUGUUCUUAACUAUGUGUGCUACAAUCCCAUGAUAAGACACUGCAUUCUCAACAAUGCUAUGAUUUCAGAAUU